Molecule: messenger RNA, 952 nt
Organism: Cyphomyrmex costatus
Lineage: Eukaryota; Metazoa; Arthropoda; Insecta; Hymenoptera; Formicidae
Exons: 1
Source: RefSeq, a predicted model, not a curated record
AUGGCUGAUAUCUUGAACAUUGUCGGUGAGCCGAUCUUUGACGAUCGCAUCGUCAAGUUUGAAUUUCAUACGUACAAUCCAUACGCCAAUACCACGUUUGGACAUAGCGACGAGAUACGAAUACCUAUACAGCAGCAGGAUUUAUACACGUUGCCAUGCGAAGGUUUUCUCUACAUUGAAGGAAGAUUAACUGUGAAGAAGAAGGAUGAUGAGACGCCAACAACGCUUGGAAAUAAUUGCAUAGCGUUCAUGUUUGAUGAAAUUCGGUAUGAACUCAACAGUGUGGAGAUUGAUCGCAACAGAAAUGUUGGAAUUACCAGUACCCUCAAGAACUAUGUAUCGUUGACGUAUGACAAGUCUUUGAUUGCGUUGAACGCUGGGUGGAAUUCUAGAUCCGACAUAACGGAAGGUUACUUUAACUUUUGCGUACCGCUCAACAUGCUGUUGGGCUUUUGCGAGGAUUACAAACGCGUGAUUGUUAACGCUCGCCAUGAAUUGAUUUUGAUACGAGCGCGCAACGAUAACAAUUGUAUACUGGGAAAUUCAGCGACGGAGCCGGAGGUUGAACUGAUCAAAGUGCAAUGGCGGAUGCCUCAUGUUAUGCUAAACGAGAUCACUAAACUAUCAAUGCUGCGAGCAUUGGAAAGCGGUCGUUAUCUCAGUAUGAGUUUUCGCUCAUGGGAUCUGUACGAGUAUCCUCUGUUACAGAGUACGACGAAGCAUACAUGGGCUGUCAAAACGGCGACACUACUCGAGAAGCCGCGUUACGUUAUCUUUGCUCUUCAGACCGGUCGAAAGAAUAUCAUGUGUCAAGAUGCGAGCGUGUUUGACGAUUGUAAAUUGAGUAAUGUGAAGCUUUAUCUCAACUCAGAGUUUUAUCCAUACGGUGAUUUGAAUCUCGAUUUCGACCAAAAGAGAUACGCUCUCCUGUUUGAUAUGUACUCUCGUUUUU